AUGUCUGCUCCUUCUACCGCGUUCAACCCGUCUUCGCUCCUUCCACUGGAGUUGGUCGACAAGUGCAUCGGCUCGAAGAUCUGGAUAAUCAUGAAGGGCGACAAAGAGAUCGUUGGAACACUGCUCGGCUUCGACGACUACGUAAACAUUGUGCUGGAGGACGUAGUCGAGUACGAAACGACGGCUGAGGGCAAGCAGAUCACGAAGCUUGACCAGAUACUUUUGAACGGUAACCAUAUAACGAUGCUAAUCCCUGGCGGAGAAGGACCUGAAGUGUGA
Messenger RNA from Soboliphyme baturini, 279 nucleotides. Lineage: Eukaryota; Metazoa; Nematoda; Enoplea; Dioctophymatida; Soboliphymatidae. The record is from the annotation of a GenBank genome assembly.